Molecule: messenger RNA, 667 nt
Organism: Scomber japonicus (chub mackerel)
Lineage: Eukaryota; Metazoa; Chordata; Actinopteri; Scombriformes; Scombridae
Gene: nudt1
Product: nudix (nucleoside diphosphate linked moiety X)-type motif 1
Exons: 4
Coding region: 183-653 (156 amino acids)
Biological process (GO): DNA protection
Molecular function (GO): 8-oxo-7,8-dihydroguanosine triphosphate pyrophosphatase activity
Source: RefSeq, a predicted model, not a curated record
GAUUAAAUCAAUCCAUAGUGUUAUAUUAUCAGCACAUCGCGCGAGGACGUUUACAGUGUUUCACGCGGGAGUCAUUCAAUAUUAAAGUCAACUCAUUUUGUGCCGCGUGCACCCAAUAAAUACCUUCUUAUUAUUCAGUAUUUGUCUUUUUUAACAGGUCACAAACUAAACAGACAGGUGAGAUGUUGAGCUCCAAGCUCCUCACCUUGGUCCUGGUGGUCCAGCCAGGCAGAGUGCUGCUGGGCAUGAAGAAGAGGGGAUUUGGGGCUGGGAAGUGGAAUGGGUUUGGGGGCAAAGUACAACCUGGAGAAACUAUUGAAGAUGCUGCAAGAAGAGAGCUGCACGAAGAAAGUGGUCUCACGGUGGAUGCCUUCGAGAAGAUCGGGAAUAUCAAGUUUGAAUUUGUCGGGGAGACGGAGCUGCUCGACGUCCAUAUUUUCAGAGCUGACACUUAUAAUGGACAACCAACAGAAUCAGAGGAAAUGAGACCUCAGUGGUUUGAAAUUGACAAAAUCCCCUUCAGUCAAAUGUGGGCAGAUGACAGCAUGUGGUUCCCCCUGAUGCUCCAGAAAAAGAAAUUUAUUGGUUACUUCAAGUUUCAGGGUCAUGACGUGAUCCUCAGCCACAAACUGGAGGAGGUGGAGAAGCUGUGAGGUCUGACUGGUUC